This is a messenger RNA of Prunus persica (peach), 955 nucleotides long. Its product is annotated as mitochondrial inner membrane protease subunit 1. Lineage: Eukaryota; Viridiplantae; Streptophyta; Magnoliopsida; Rosales; Rosaceae. Gene Ontology annotation, molecular function: serine-type endopeptidase activity. The coding region runs from base 131 to 631 and encodes 166 amino acids. The record is from RefSeq and is a predicted model, not a curated record. Gene Ontology annotation, cellular component: membrane; mitochondrial inner membrane peptidase complex. The transcript has 5 exons.
CUCAUAGCUUUAGCCUCACACACAAGCAAACUCCUUCGAGCUUUCCCAGUACAAAUUCAAAAUCUUCCAAAAGCUUCCUCAAAUUCAUCGAAUCAUUCAUAAAUUUUCAACCAGAGAGAGAGAGAGAGAGAUGAGGCUACUGAACUACUUGGGGCAAUGGAGAAGCGUAGCAAAGGAAGCAAAGGAUCUCACAGUAACUGUAGCGAAAUUUAUGGGUUUGCUCCACGUCACCGACGCCUACCUCUGCUCCUCCACUCUCGUCUACGGUCCUAGUAUGCUCCCUACCUUGAACAUUUCUGGAGAUGUGCUCCUGUCCGAACACGUGUCCCAUCGAUUUGGGAAGGUGGGUGCCGGAGAUUUGGUCCUGGUUCGGUCUCCGAAUGACCCUCGAAAGAUUGUGACCAAGCGUAUUUUGGGCAUGGAGGGUGAUCAAGUCACCUUCUUUGUCGAUCCCAAGCACAGUGACAGGUCUCAGACUACUGUGGUGCCUAAGGGGCAUGUUUGGAUUCAGGGGGAUAACAUCUAUUCCUCCUUUGAUUCACGAACAUAUGGAGCUGUACCUUAUGGUCUUAUUCAAGGCAAAGUGUUUUGCAGGGUGUGGCCACCUGAUGGCUUUGGAUCAUUGGAUUGAUGAGGAUAAAGAAGAUUAUAACAUUAAGAAAAUUCUUUCUUGGUGUAUAAGAUGAUUGACACAAGGUCUGAUAAGCUCAAAUUUGUAUAUAUCCCAAAUGGAAGUGCAUGCCAGAUAUGGUUGUAAGUGACAUGCCUAGAAGUCUCAUGUAUAAAUAGAAUGGCAGUUGCCAUAGUCAUUGAUAUUUUUUUGACAAAAAAGGAUUGAUGGUUUAUCGUAUCUAACAUACGUGACAAAAGAGGCUAAAACUUGCCUAUCAAAAGAAACUGAGUACUUGUACUAUGCAAUUUCAAUUUCAAUCAGAAUCUGACAUAUAGGAUAUUC